GGGGGCGUGGCGCGGCGCCAGCCCGAGGCCGAGCCCUUUCCGCCCCACCCCGCGGGAGCCCGGCCGGGGGGCAUCGCCCCAGCCCUCCCCUCCCCCCGCAGGGCCCGUGCCUGUUGGGGACCCUCCACGUGACUUGGUGAUGCAGAACGGUUGUGACCUUCACCGUGUGUCUGUGAACGCGAGGGUCCCAGCAACAGUGUGGGUUUGCACCCGGCUCUGCCGGUGGGUGCGGGGACGUGUGGGAGUGUGGGCAUGUGUGGGUGUGUUGGGGAGGGUGCCCAGCGACAUGUGACAAAGACUCUCGUCUCUGGGAGAUGGUGAAGGGGCCCACGAGCUGGCGCUUUGUCUGCCUGUCUGCAGAGUGACGGUUCGCGCAGCGGCAGCAGGCGCCCGUGCGGUGCAGGAUGCCGGGGCGCCAGGGUGGCCGGGGGCGCGCGCGCCUGUGCCUGGGUGAGUGCGCUGCGGCAGCGCCGGGGGGCUGCGCGGCGGGUCCGCGCCGGCCCGGGCCUCGCGCGUGACCAGGAGCCACCCGUGGGCGCUGCAGUGGCCGCGUGUCCGGGUGACCUCGGGAGCCGGCCUGGGCCCGGGUGGAUCCCCGCGCGCCCCUCCCCGUCCGCUCUCCACGUGCGUGUCCGCGGUGCGCGUGCUCGUUGGCGCGCACCCGCCUGCUUGUCGCUGCUGCUGCCGCCGCCGCCGCCGCCGCGAAUCGCUCCGGGAAAAGGUACCGGGAACCGAGUGAGCCGGGGCCGCGGGCCCGAGCGCCAUGGGCCGGAAGGCGCGCGGAGCGCGGCUGGUCAGCCCCGGGCCUCAUCCCCGCGGGAGAGCCGCCUGGAGUCGGCAGGGGCCGGCCGGGCCCACGGGGAGGCCGGCCCGCGCCCCCUGAGCUACGGACACCAGGGCGCUCGCCAUGGCCCCGCCGCUCCUGCUGCUGCUGCUGGCCAGUGGAGCGGCCGCCUGCCCACUGCCCUGCAUCUGCCAGAACUUGUCCGAGUCGCUCAGCACCCUCUGUGCCCACCGAGGCCUGCUGUUCGUGCCGCCCAACGUGGACCGGCGCACAGUGGAGCUACGGCUGGCUGACAACUUCAUCCAGGCCCUGGGGCCGCCGGACUUCCGCAACAUGACCGGGCUGGUGGACCUGACGCUGUCCCGCAACGCCAUCACCCGCAUCGGGGCCCGCGCCUUCGGGGACCUGGAGAGCCUGCGCUCCCUGCACCUGGAUGGCAACAGGCUGGCGGAGCUGGGCGCGGGCAGCCUGCGGGGCCCUGCCAACCUGCAGCACCUCAUCCUCAGCGGCAACCAGCUGGGCCGCAUUGCGCCCGGCGCCUUCGACGACUUCCUGGGCAGCUUGGAGGACCUGGACCUGUCCUACAACAACCUGCGGCAGGUGCCCUGGGCCGGCAUCGGCUCCAUGCCCGCCCUGCACACCCUCAACCUGGACCACAACCUCAUCGAUGCGCUGCCCCCGGGCGCCUUCGCCCAACUCAGCCAGCUCUCCCGCCUCGACCUCACCUCCAACCGCCUGGCCACGCUGGCGCCUGACCCGCUCUUCUCCCGGGGCCGCCACGCCGAGGCCUCGCCUGCGCCGCUGGUGCUGAGCUUCAGCGGGAACCCCCUGCACUGCAACUGCGAGCUGCUCUGGCUGCGGCGGCUGGCGCGGCCCGACGACCUGGAGACCUGUGCCUCCCCGCCCGGCCUAGCCGGCCGCUACUUCUGGACGGUGCCCGAGGGCGAGUUCUCCUGUGAGCCGCCCCUCAUCGCCCGCCACACGCAGCGCCUCUGGGUGCUGGAGGGCCAGCGGGCCACGCUGCGGUGCCGGGCCCUUGGCGACCCCGCGCCCACCAUGCACUGGGUUGGCCCCGAUGACCGGCUGGUGGGCAACUCCUCCCGGGCCCGGGCCUUUCCCAACGGGACCCUGGAGAUCGGGGUGACAGGCUCCGGGGACGCGGGGGCCUACACCUGCAUUGCUACCAACCCGGCUGGCGAGGCCACGGCCCGCGUCGAACUGCGGGUGCUGGCUCUGCCCCACGGGGGGAACGGCAGCACCGAGGGGGGCCGCCCCGGGCCCUCGGACAUCGCGGCCUCAGCCCGCACGGCUGCGGAGGGUGAGGGCACGCCCGAGUCGGAGCCGGCCGUGCAGGUGACGGAGGUGACUGCCACCUCGGGGCUGGUGAGCUGGGGGCCGGGGCGGCCAGCAGACCCCGUGUGGAUGUUCCAGCUCCAGUACAACAGCAGCGAGGACGAGACCCUCAUUUACCGGAUCGUCCCCGCCUCCAGCCAUCACUUCCUGCUGAAGCACCUGGUCCCGGGUGCCGACUAUGACCUCUGUCUGCUGGCGCUGUCACCCGCCGCUGGGCCCUCUGACCUCACUGCCACCCGGCUGCUGGGCUGUGCCCACUUCUCCACGCUGCCAGCCACGCCCCUGUGCCACGCCCUGCAGGCCCACGUGCUGGGCGGGACCCUGACUGUGGCUGUGGGUGGGGUGCUGGUGGCUGCCUUACUGGUCUUCACUGUGGCCUUGCUGGUUCGGGGCCGGGGGGCCGGGAACGGCCGUCUCCCCCUCAAGCUCAGCCACGUGCAGUCACAGACCAACGGAGGCCCCAGCCCCACGCCCAAGGCGCACCCCCCACGCAGCCCCCCGCCUCGCCCCCAGCGCAGCUGCUCCCUGGACCUGGGGGACAGCGGCGGGUGCUACGGUUACGCCAGGCGCCUCGGAGGGGCCUGGGCCCGGCGGAGCCACUCUGUGCAUGGUGGGCUGCUCGGGGCCGGGUGCCGGGGGGCUGGGGGCAGUGCUGAGCGGCUGGAGGAGAGCGUGGUCUGAGGGCUGAGAGCUGGCCCCGGGGGUGGCAGGCUGGGGGGCGGAGGGUGCGGGCGGGCGGCCUCCUGGGCUGGUGGGUCAGCGCGGCCAGAGAGCCCAUCCCGGCCCUCCCCUCGGUGCCUCAGGCAGGACCCUUGCCCUGGUUCUGGCCUCCAGUCGGGCAAAACGGGCCAGGUCCCUGUGACAGGUGCUCACGGCCUCCGAGCGCGGGCUGCAGCCGCCAAGUGGAAGUCUUGUUUGUCUUUAUAAUAAAAUCAUUGGGGUCACCUCA
Cervus elaphus (red deer) is the source of this 3086-nucleotide messenger RNA. It is a transcript of the gene LRFN4, whose product is annotated as leucine rich repeat and fibronectin type III domain containing 4. The transcript is spliced from 3 exons. Gene Ontology annotation, molecular function: protein binding. NCBI's taxonomy places the organism in Eukaryota, Metazoa, Chordata, Mammalia, Artiodactyla, Cervidae. The coding region runs from base 908 to 2818 and encodes 636 amino acids. The record is from RefSeq and is a predicted model, not a curated record.